Molecule: messenger RNA, 549 nt
Organism: Chionomys nivalis (European snow vole)
Lineage: Eukaryota; Metazoa; Chordata; Mammalia; Rodentia; Cricetidae
Product: major histocompatibility complex class I-related gene protein
Biological process (GO): immune response
Cellular component (GO): external side of plasma membrane
Source: RefSeq, a predicted model, not a curated record
AUGACAGAUUUAUUACCACUUGGCCUCAUAUAUUUGUUGAUUGGGAAUAUUCCUUCUAGAACUCACUCUCUGAGAUAUUUUCGUCUGGCUGUUUCGCACCCUGGCCCUGGAGUCCCUGAAUUUACCUUUGUUGGGUACGUGGACACGACGUCCCGGCAGAAGGAGCCGAGGGCUCCAUGGAUGGCGGAGAACCUGGCACCUGAUCACUGGGAGAGGUACACUCAGCUGCUGAGGAACUGGCAGCAGACGUUCAAGGAGGAGCUGAGGGGCCUACAGAGGCACAACAACCGCUCAGGGCUUCACACUUACCAGAGAAUGACUGGCUGUGAGUUGCUGGAAUAUGGCAGCACCACAGGGUUUCUCCAAUAUGCAUAUGACGGACAAGAUUUCAUUGUCUUCAAAGACACCCUCUCCUGGGUGGCUGUAGAUAAUGUAGCUCAAAUCACCAAGCGGACAUGGGAGGCCAACCUGCAUGAGUUGCAAUACCAAAAGAACUGGCUGGAAAAGGAAUGCAUUGCCUGGCUCAAGAGGUUCUUGGAGUACGGAUAA